Ipomoea nil (Japanese morning glory) is the source of this 2039-nucleotide messenger RNA. Its product is annotated as calcium uptake protein 1 homolog, mitochondrial-like. Gene Ontology annotation, molecular function: calcium ion binding. The coding region runs from base 240 to 1667 and encodes 475 amino acids. The record is from RefSeq and is a predicted model, not a curated record. Gene Ontology annotation, cellular component: uniplex complex. Lineage: Eukaryota; Viridiplantae; Streptophyta; Magnoliopsida; Solanales; Convolvulaceae. Gene Ontology annotation, biological process: calcium import into the mitochondrion; mitochondrial calcium ion homeostasis. The transcript has 8 exons.
UUUCCCUAUUAUUUGUAAAUUGUAAGAACAGCUCAAGUCCAACUACCUCGUACGACCGUUAAGAACAAAAAAAACUGAAUCAUAACUUCCCCACCAAUUUUCUCGGUCAAAUUCAUCAGGACCUUAUCUUCCUCCUUCCAUAUGGAUUACAACCCUUUCUUUCAUCGUCACAACAUUAAACACACAAAAAAGACACAACAAUACCUUAACACAGUAAUCCUCGUUUUUGUUUUUUUACUAUGCAUCAUUCAUUUGGGCAGUUUCUGAGGAAAAACCAUCCCAAUCUUCGUUUAAUCUUGGCAUAUUCAAGAGCCAUUUCGACGGAAUCCGGCGGUGGUGGCGGCGGCUCCGGUGGCCGGAGAUUCAACCAUGAGAAGAAAAGGGGUGGCAUGGUUCUUGAAUCAGUGUUGAGAUCGCUUCUCCCCAUUGUUGCAGCUAGCUCAAGUGCAGGGCUUUGUUAUUAUGCAUUUUCUGGGAAAGAUUCUUUGGUUUCUUAUGCUGAUUCUGGAAAUAAAGCUUCAGAACAAAAGUCUGAGAAUAAAACUAUGUUUAUAUUCAAAGAUACAUAUAGGAAAAGGGUGUUCUUCAAGUAUGAGAAACGGUUAAGAAUGCGAAGUCCUCCAGAGAAGGUGUUUGAGUACUUUGCAUCUUUUAAAGCGCCUGGCGGGGAAGUGUAUAUGACUCCAGGAGAUCUGAUGAGGGCUGUGGUUCCCGUCUUUCCUCCAUCUGAAGCAGCAAGUGUGAGAGGUGGAUCUCUGAAAGGCGAGAAGGUGUCUGGUGAAUUGCAUUGCGCUCCUUCAGUGUUCUUUAUGCUUUUCGACACCAACAGUGACGGGCUUAUAUCGUUUCCAGAGUAUAUCUUCUUUGUUACGCUUCUCAGCAUUCCCGAGUCGAGUUUCUCCAUAGCUUUUCGGAUGUUUGACAUUGACAACGAUGGAGGGAUAGAUAAGGAGGAAUUCAAGAGAGUGAUGGCACUGAUGCGAAAUUAUAACAGACAGGGCGCUCGCCACAGAGAUGGAAUGCGAAUCGGGUUGCACGUUUCUGGGUCUGUAGAGGACGGGGGUCUGCUCGAGUACUUCUUUGGCAAAGAUGGCAAUGGUCGCCUUGAGCACGAUAAAUUUGUUCAGUUCUUGAGAGAUUUGCACAUCGAAAUGUUGCGGUUGGAGUUUGCACAUUAUGAUUACAGGUCGCGGGGAACCAUUUCUUCUAAAGAUUUCGCGCUGUCAAUGGUGGCAGCCGCUGACAUGGGUCACAUCACCAAGUUUCUUGAUCGGGUUGAAGAGCUGAACGAUGAGCCACGCCUUAGGGAUGUGCGCAUUUCGUUCGACGAGUUCAAGAGUUUUGCUGAGCUGAGGAAGAAACUGCAGCCAUUUACUCUUGCCAUCUUCAGCUUUGGGAAAUCGAUGAAUGGGAUGCUCUCGAAAGAUGACUUCAAACGAGCUGCUAAGCACGUUUGUGGCAUAUCUCUUACUGAGAAUGUGGUGGACAUGAUCUUUUUCUUGUUUGAUACGAACCACGAUGGGAUUCUAAGCUCGGAUGAGUUCUUGAGAGUGUUGCAGAGGCGAGAGACAGACAUUGCGCACCCAACGGAGAAGGGGUUCGUGGGGAUGAUCUCGUGCUGGCUGGACUGCACAAAAGGCUGUCCUUCCAAGAUUCUUCACUUUUAAACCUGCAAUCACCUCAUGAAACAUGUUCUUUGAACUGAAAAACAUUAUUGUACAGUACAGAUAAAAACACUGCACUUUUCUGCCCUUCGUUCAUUCAAACAGACAGCAGGCUGAUGAUCUCAAGACCUGAAGUAAGUCCUUUUCAACGAGACAAAGGAUUAGUUCUUGUACAGAUGAGAGGAGAAGCUGAUAAGAUGCAUACACAUAUUCAACCAGAAAGGUGUUGUUUAUCAGUUUAUGAUGUAGAGAUUUUUCUUGCAAUUUCACAACAGUACUAGGAACUGUUUUGUGUUAGUUUAGGUAACAGAAUACACUGUCAAAAUGGUUCCUACUGUUUUCAUCUAGUUUAAUGAGAUUGUUCUUUAAGUUUGA